AUGGUGGAAGGCCCUCCAGGGACAGAGAAAGUCAGCAGCUGCCUUGCGGUCGGCGUCACGCGCCGCGAGGCCCUGCGAGGAGACGUGGCAGAGCGCGGUGCAUCCGCGCCGGACCGGAAAGCCCAGGGAGGUGGCAGUGGCGGGAGGUCAGACCAUGUAACAACCAAGGCGGCUGGUGGGGGGCGCUGGGAGGUGGUGAGGAAAGGGCGGCGGCCCGGGGCCGGCGGCAGUGGUAGAAGCGGCGGAGGGGACAGCCGGGCUCUCGGGGAGGCGAACGGUGUGUGGAAAUGGAGCAUUACCCCAGCUCCAAUUCAGACGACAAGCACCCUUUAUGAGCGGGGCUUUGAGAGAAUCCUGAAGCGGCAGAAUAAGGAGCAAGUUCCACCCCCUGCUGUGGAGCCUAAGAAACCCGGGAACAAGAAGCAGACUAAGAAGGCGGCCACCCUCGCCAACCAGAACCAGAAGCAGGGUCGCUUCCGCAGCCUGGAGGAGGCACUGAAAGCUCUCGACGUGGCAGCUCUGCAGAAAGAGCUAGACAAGAGCCAGAGCGUGUUCUCUGGAAACCCAUCCGUGUGGUUGAAGGACCUGGCCAGCUAUCUCAACUACAAGCUGCAAGCGCCUCUAAGUGAACCCACUCUAAGCCAGCACACUCACGAUUAUCCCUACAGCCUGGUAAACCGGGAGCUGCGUGGGAUCAUCCGAGGGCUACUGGCCAAGGCAGCAGGGUCUCUGGAGCUCUUUUUUGACCACUGUCUGUUCACUAUGCUGCAAGAACUGGAUAAGACGCCAGGGGAGUCACUACAUGGUUACCGCAUCUGUAUCCAGGCCAUUCUGCAAGACAAGCCCAAGAUUGCCACCAUGAACCUGGGCAAGUUCCUGGAACUGCUAAGGUCUCACCAGAGCCGUCCAGCGAAGUGUCUGACCAUCAUGUGGGCCCUGGGUCAAGCAGGUUUUACCAACCUCACUGAAGGACUGAAAGUGUGGCUAGGGAUCAUGCUGCCUGUGCUGGGCAUCAAGUCUCUGUCUCCCUUCGCCAUUGCAUACCUGGAUCGACUGCUCCUGAUGCACCCCAACCUCACCAAGGGCUUUGGCAUGAUUGGCCCCAAGGACUUCUUCCCACUUCUGGACUUUGCCUACAUGCCCAACAACUCCCUGACACCCAGCCUGCAGGAGCAGCUGUGUCAGCUCUACCCCCGACUGAAGGUGCUGGCGUUUGGGGCGAGGCCGGAAUCCAUCCUGCAUACGUACUUCCCCUCCUUCCUGUCCAGAGCCACCCCUAGCUGCCCUCCUGAGAUGAAGAAAGAGCUCCUGAGCAGCCUGACCGAGUGCCUGACGGUGGACCCCCUCAGCGCCAGUGUCUGGAGGCAGCUGUACCCCAAGCACUUGUCACAGUCCAGCCUGCUGCUGGAACACCUGCUCAGGUCCUGGGAGCAGAUUCCCAAGAAGACACAGAAGUCUUUGCAAGAAACCAUUCAGUCCUUCAAGCUUACCAACCAGGAGCUGCUAAGGAAGGGCAGCUGCAACAACCAGGAUGCCGUCACCUGUGACACAGCCUGCAAGGGCCUGUUGCAGCAGGCACGGGGCUACCGGCUGCCCUGGACACGGCUGCUCCUACUGGUGCUGGUCUUUGCCGUAGGUUUCCUGUGCCAUGACUUCCGGUCACAUAGCUCUUUCCAGGCCUCCCUCUCUGGCCGGUUGCUUCAAUCAUCUGGGUUCUUGCCUGCUGGCCAGCACGUAUGUGCCAAGGUCUACUCCUACAGCCUGCAAGGCUACAGCUGGCUGCAGGAGACCCUGCCAGCCUGGGGCUCCCACCUGCUGACUGUGGUGAGGCCCGGUUUGCAGCUGGCCUGGACCCACACCAAUGCCACAGUCAGCUUUCUUUCUGCCCACUGUGCCUCCCACCUUGCCUGGGCUGGUGACAGCCUCGCCAGCCUCUCCCAGAGGCUACAGAUCCAGCUCCCCAACACCCUGAUCCAGCUGCUCCAGUCUCUGAGGGAGCUGCUCCUGCUGCUUUACCACAGUGUGUUGCUGCCGCUGUGGCACGUCCUGCUAGAGGCCCUGGCCCGGGCCCAGGAGCGCUGCCAUGAGGCGUGCAGAGGUGAGGUGACUUGGGACUGCGUGAGGACACAGCUCAGUGCGGCUGCCCGCUGGACCUGGCUCUGCCUACAGGACAUCACCGUGGCUUUCUUGGACUGGGCACUUGCCAUGAUAUCCCAGCAAUAG
Molecule: messenger RNA, 2223 nt
Organism: Puma concolor (puma)
Lineage: Eukaryota; Metazoa; Chordata; Mammalia; Carnivora; Felidae
Source: RefSeq, a predicted model, not a curated record